This is a messenger RNA of Liolophura sinensis, 2420 nucleotides long. RefSeq names its product vacuolar protein sorting-associated protein 29. The record is from RefSeq and is a predicted model, not a curated record. Lineage: Eukaryota; Metazoa; Mollusca; Polyplacophora; Chitonida; Chitonidae. Gene Ontology annotation, biological process: retrograde transport, endosome to Golgi. Gene Ontology annotation, cellular component: retromer complex. The transcript has 3 exons. Bases 1 to 570 code for a protein of 189 amino acids.
AUGUUAUCUGUUUAUAUGUUUCAGUUGGUCUUAGUAUUAGGCGACCUUCACAUUCCUCACAGGUGUAACAGCUUACCUGGGCGUUUCAAAAAGCUGCUGGUGCCAGGUAAAAUACAACACAUCUUAUGUACGGGCAACUUGUGCACCAAGGAAUCAUUUGACUAUCUGAAGACGUUAGCCAGUGAUGUGCAUGUCGUACGAGGGGAUUUUGAUGAGAAUUUAAACUACCCCGAGCAGAAGGUAGUGACAGUAGGUCAGUUUCGUAUUGGCCUCUGCCACGGUCACCAGAUUGUGCCCUGGGGGGACACAGAGAGUUUAGCCAUGACUCAACGACAGCUGGAUGUGGAUAUCUUAAUAUCUGGACACACCCACAAAUUUGAAGCCUUUGAACAUGAGGGGAAGUUCUACAUCAAUCCUGGCUCAGCCACAGGAGCAUACAAUGCCCUGGACAGCAGUGUUGUUCCAUCAUUUGUCAUCUUGGAUAUCCAACAGUCAACGGUUGUAGCCUAUGUGUACAAGCUGAUCCAGGACGACGUCAAAGUGGAAAGAAUAGAAUACAAGAAGGCGUAGAAAAGACGUUUUAUGUUGUGGCCAUGCUUGUGCAGAUCAUCCCAAUGGACAUUGAUGUUUUCACUCAGAAAGUUCCACUUAUAUACAUGAAUAAUUAUGAAUAUGAUGUUUUUUUUUUUAUUUUCUUUUUUUUUUUGAUUGUAGAAGGACUCCUACUCAUUUACUAACUGUAUCCGUGUUUAAAGGAAAGACUGCCUAAACUUGUAUGUUUAUAUACUACAAUGUAUAUCUGAAGAAGUCAUUCACUUUUAUUUUAAUUUUUUAUGUUUACUGAAUUCAAUCCUUGCAAAUGUAUAAAACCUGAAGGACUUGAUGUACCACAGUUUGUUGACAAGGGGAAGCAAUUUGACCUAUAUUCACCUACUGAUGGAAUCAUGAUCAAGUUUAUCUGUGUGAUGUACAGUCUGGCCUACAAUUGGUAUACAGGGCUAUAAUGGAAGGAAACAGGAUGUGAGGUCAUCAUAUUGGAUGUUAGUGGGAUUAUUCAUGAAGCCCAAUGAGUAAUCCCAAGGCUUCAUGCUGGUGGUGAAAUAAAAAGGCAUGGCUGUUGCUGGGCAUUCUGAUGAUGGCUGCAUCAAUUUUGAAUGCUUUUUACGUGUAAUAAGGUUAUUUCUAUACUCUUAUAAAGUUAUAUGUAAGGUUGAAUAGCAUACACUUGAUUAGUGCUUUCAUUGCUUUUGUUUCUGUGUUCACAACCUUUAUGGUGAUGCCAGCAAAUAACCAGUUUUGAUUUAGAGAUGUUCAUGUAGCCAGCAGAAUAGCCUCCACCUACAUGUAGGUAACCAGUGUGAUACAUGGUGGCUUUUACUGAAAUAAGGCAACUUUUCCUGCGUAAUGACGAUUCGGGUCCAGGCCAGACUGUCCAUUGUCUUCCGUAAUACUGGAGUACUAUGUUACCAGUUAGCUGACCAGAUGUCAUCGCAAAAGGCAGAAAGGAGCAACAGACUACACAGUUUAGGCCCGAGUCACUUUAUGUGGGAAAAUUUUCUCUGUUGUUUCACGGAAUACAUGUAUGUUUGGAACUAAAAGGGGUACAGAAUCCUUUCUGAUUGGCUGGUGUUAGAGAUAGGCAAGUCCAGGCUAUACCUAACCUAGACUGUCAGCCAGUUAGCAUCGAUUGUUUAUCCCUUCAAUACUAAUUCAGAUAUUGCUACAUUAUAUGGAGUAGAUAAAACACUACAGCAUAUUGUACAGUCACACAUUGCAGUCUGAAAUUUUUUUUUUUUUUUUUUUUUAAAGUUAAAUGUUAUAAUUAAAUGAGCAUAUGUACAUUAAAUGUCAGUUAGCUUGUGACCACUGCAUGGAGCAUGUUUAAUGUAGUCCAUUUUCAUUAAAUUAAUUUUGUCAUCUUAAUACAAGGAGCUAUCUUACACAUGUUUGUAUAUAUAUAUAUAUUAUAAGUGUACAGCCUGUAAUGGAAUAAUGUCACCAUGGAAAUGUGUUAUAUAGAUAUGUGGUUGUGGGCUGUUUCACUGUAGUUGUGAAGUCAUGUGCAUGUGUGUGGUACUAUUGUGAAUGUUGAUGUACAACAAUAUACAAUAUACAGUGUGCCUAACAGUCUUCGCAUUCGCUUUGUAAUGCUAGGAUCUGAGGGUCGUUUAUCUGGUCUGAAGGUCAGUUAUCUGGUCUGGUCUGAAGGUCAGUUACCUGUUCUGAAGGUCAGUUAUCUGUUCUCAAGGUCAACCCAUCUAAAAUUUCAUAUGUGAUAUAUAUGCAUGUUUAGGGGUUAAAUAAAUACCUAAUAUCUGCUCUGUUUAGACGCGUCUGUAAGAAGUCAGUUUUUCAAGACAAUGAAUGAACCUUCCUGUUUAAGUUUUCAGUUUUGUUGCAUUGGUUCCUCAGGACAUGAA